Molecule: messenger RNA, 1169 nt
Organism: Nymphalis io (European peacock)
Lineage: Eukaryota; Metazoa; Arthropoda; Insecta; Lepidoptera; Nymphalidae
Exons: 5
Coding region: 53-1000 (315 amino acids)
Source: RefSeq, a predicted model, not a curated record
AAUAAUAGUUUUGUGCAAAUAUUUCUAAAACUUUUACAAAUAUAAUGAAAGAAUGCAAAAACUUACUUAUGAGAAAAGUAAUAUAAGGAAAAAGUUAAAAUGUUUACAAAAAAGUGCUUUGGAGAGGGGCCUAGAUCGAGUUUUAAUUGGAAAAUUUAGUAAUAUCUGUGAUGUAAAUAAAAAAUCGAAUGUAGGUUUCAAAAGCGCAAUUUUGUCAAUAGGUGUAGCUUUUAUAUCAGCAGCUUUAGUUGGGUUAGCGGUUGAAUAUUUAUUAAGUGCAAGAUGUCUGUUACCUAUUAAUCACUUGGUGUGGGAAGCGACGCGGCCUCUCGCCGAUUGUAACUAUUGUGCUAAUGUUACGAAACCCAUUAUAUUGCAGAACAUUACUCGACGAAUUUUUAGGAACUAUGCAUACUCGCCCAAACCUAUCAUAGUAAAAAAUGCAAUAAAACAUUGGAGAGCUGCUAAUGAGCUAAAUUUUUAUAUGUUCAAAAGACUGUAUGAAGAAAUUUCUGGUAGCUAUGAAAGUUUGGAUGAAGGAUGUCAGUUUCUUAAUUUUAAAACCAACUUAUUUACAUUGAAAGAAGUCUUCGAGAUGCCAGCAGCUAGGGCUAGAAAUGAGCCAGGGCAAGAGCCCUGGUAUGUAGGAUGGGGUAAUUGUCACCCUGAUAUAUUAAAUGAAGUAAGAAAAUUCUACAGUAUACCAGAAUUUCUUCCUGAGGACGCCGAGUAUCCAGCAACUGAAAAUAUAUUUUUUGGAUAUGAAACAGGAGCUGUAAUGCAUUUAGACUACAUCCCGAGACUGAUGUGGCAAGGCCAAGUGAAAGGUAAUAAGACUUGGUUUGUAGUACCGGUACCUGAAUGUGAACAUAUUUGCAAUAAAUUCCAAUACUAUGUUGAACCAGGGGAUGUGGUGUUACUGGAUACUCGUCUUUGGUACCAUGCAACAAGAAUCCCUAGAGGCCAAUUUUCGCUGACCAUACAAUCAGAGUAUGGUUAAUCCUACAAAUACAAAUGCUUUAGUACAAAACAGUAUUAUUUACAUAUCGAGAUGCCAAAGUUGAAAUUAAUUUAUACAUUUUUUAUAUGUGCCAUUUUAUUCUUGUGUCACUAUUUAUAAUUAGCUUUAAGCAUACUAAUUUAUUAUACUAAUAUCAUAUUUAUUUAUU